CUGUGCUGUGAAUGUCUCUUCUCACCCACAUAUCCCAAAAUCAGCGCUCGAAGUGAACACUCGCUGCAAAUGAGACCAUCCUGACACCAUUGUCACUUCUUUAUCUGCCGUUACCGAUAAGAACUUCGUAUCCAUCCUGGUCGAUUUAAGGGUACGGGCAAGGGCCCAGGGGUCGAACGCGAACGUCAGCUUGGAAUCUGUCAAAAACUGGCACGUUCGCAAGCUUCCACCAUCCACCACUUCAAUUUCCUCGUCCAGUCACUCCUUUGAAAAUGCUUCCGCGUCAUCAUGCGAGUAACGGAUACCCAAGGCACAAGGAGACAUACUCGAUUUCCCCCCAUAGAUUUCAGCCUAGGACAACGCCCGCAGCGAUCCGACGGAGACAUACCCUUAUAUUUCGAUCGAUUGUAGCUUUAAUUGUUUGCCUAUUCUUCUUUUUCGUCUGGCCCGGUGCCUCCAUACUUCCAGUGCUCUCGUUAGGCUUGUUAUCUUCUGGGGAAGAUUUCCAGCUGGAGACUGUACGAUACUAUGACCUCUCGAAUGUUCAGGGGACUGCAAGGGGUUGGGAGAGAGAAGAGCGGAUUUUACUUUGCGCCCCUUUACGAGAUGCCGAAUCCCAUCUACGAAUGUUCUUUGGACACCUGCGCAACUUUACAUACCCUCACCAUCUCAUAGAUCUCGCCUUUCUCGUGUCUGACUCGAAGGAUCAGACUCUGCCGUUGCUUUCUCAGCUCUUGGAAGAGCUGCAGGCCGACGAGGACCCAAAACAGCCAUAUGGAGAAAUUUCCAUCAUUGAGAAGGACUUUGGACAGAAGGUCAAUCAGGACGUUGAGAGUAGACACGGUUUUGCUGCUCAAGCAAGCCGAAGAAAAUUGAUGGCUCAAGCUCGGAAUUGGCUGCUCAGUGCUGCUCUGCGCCCAUACCACAGCUGGGUUUAUUGGAGAGAUGUGGACGUGGAAACAGCGCCUUUCACUAUUUUGGAAGACCUAAUGCGACACAACAAGGAUGUUAUUGUGCCCAAUGUAUGGAGACCUCUUCCCGACUGGCUCGGAGGCGAACAGCCCUACGAUCUCAACUCCUGGCAAGAAUCAGAAACCGCUCUGGCAUUGGCAGAUACCCUAGACGAAGAUGCAGUUAUUGUUGAAGGAUACGCAGAAUACGCCACAUGGCGACCGCAUCUAGCAUACCUCAGAGAUCCGUAUGGGGACCCUGACAUGGAGAUGGAUAUCGAUGGUGUUGGUGGUGUUAGUAUUUUGGCAAAGGCUAAAGUUUUCCGAUCCGGAGUCCACUUCCCAGCAUUCAGCUUUGAAAAACACGCAGAAACAGAAGGCUUUGGAAAGAUGGCGAAGCGAAUGCAAUUCUCUGUCGUUGGCUUACCUCACUAUACCAUUUGGCAUUUGUACGAACCUAGUGUAGAUGAUAUCCGUCACAUGGAGGAAAUGGAACAAGAGCGUAUAGCUCGUGAGAACGAAGAAAAUGAACGAGCUGAGCGAAUGAAGAAGAUCAAAGACCAAUUCGCGGACCCGAACAGCCAAUGGGAAAAGGAUAAGAACGACAUUCAAAACGAGGCCAUGAAGGAGAAAAAGGAGAAAGAGCAAGCGGAAGCUAAGGCUGCUGAAGCAUCGCGUGAAAGUGGCGCUGAUGCGAAGAAAGAGUCAAAAGAGGAAUCUAAAUCAGACUCGAAAACUGAGUCAAAAGCUGAGUCUAAGACGGAAUCUAAGCCGGAAAGCAAAGACGCCCAAGCAAAGGCGCAAUAAGUUCUGGGAUGACUGCUCGGGAUGGUUUGAAUCAUAUAUAUGCUGGAAGCUCAGACUUCGAGCCUGGGGACGCCCUGCUGCACAAUCAAUGUUGCAGAAUCAUUCUGCAACACUCUAGUUUAUUUCGACCAAAGAGCAUAAACGCUGGUUCGGAAUUGCAUAGCUGAAUCUCAGGAGAGAUAUCAGUAUUCUUGUGAUAAAUUUGGAGCGCUUCAAAAGCUUGCUUCACUGUAGUGUAAUCUGGGUUGGAGUUUUGUAAAGUACUAUAGAUAGGAGCAUUGAGAAUACCACUGCAUGUCAAAAC
This is a messenger RNA of Mollisia scopiformis, 2061 nucleotides long. RefSeq names its product Anp1-domain-containing protein. Gene Ontology annotation, cellular component: mannan polymerase complex. Lineage: Eukaryota; Fungi; Ascomycota; Leotiomycetes; Helotiales; Mollisiaceae. Gene Ontology annotation, molecular function: alpha-1,6-mannosyltransferase activity. The transcript is spliced from 6 exons. Gene Ontology annotation, biological process: protein N-linked glycosylation; cell wall mannoprotein biosynthetic process. The record is from RefSeq and is a predicted model, not a curated record. Bases 273 to 1757 code for a protein of 494 amino acids.